Messenger RNA from Drosophila ananassae, 4775 nucleotides. It is a transcript of the gene Mrp5, whose product is annotated as probable multidrug resistance-associated protein lethal(2)03659. Gene Ontology annotation, biological process: transmembrane transport. The coding region runs from base 167 to 4186 and encodes 1339 amino acids. Gene Ontology annotation, molecular function: ATP hydrolysis activity; ATP binding; ABC-type transporter activity. The record is from RefSeq and is a predicted model, not a curated record. Lineage: Eukaryota; Metazoa; Arthropoda; Insecta; Diptera; Drosophilidae. The transcript is spliced from 10 exons. Gene Ontology annotation, cellular component: membrane.
UAAAAAGAAGCUCCGGUGGCCGUUGGUCGAGUAUUUGAAAGCUGUCGCCGCAUCAACUAGGUGACCAUUACCUACCCGGCACCUUUAAACGAGACCCAGCACCGACCAAUGACUCGUCGCUGAAAAGUAAUUCAUAGGCCCAGGAUAGAAUUCGAAAUCGACCAAAAUGCAGUCCAUGAAAGCCGAUGAGCUGCCGGAGAAUCCGCGCGAGACAUCAAACAUCUUUUCGUCCCUAAUGUUCUGCUUUGCCAUGCCCACAUUCUUCAAGGGGCGUAAAAAGACUCUGGAUGAAAAUGAUUUAUACAGGGCCCUGAAGGAGCACAAAUCAGAUACCCUCGGCGCCCAGCUCAGCGAAGCCUGGGACAAGGAGGUGGAGAAAAAGAGCAAGAAAAAGAAGACCCCCAGCCUGCUGAAGGCCUCGAUGAGCGUCUUCGGAUGGCGCUUAGCUGGCUUGGGCCUGGUGCUCUUCAUUUUGGAGAUCGGUUUCCGAGUCACCCAGCCACUGUGCCUGGGCGGUCUGGUCCGAUUCUAUGCGAAGAACAAUAACACCGAAGAUAACCAGACAGAGGCCUAUCUGUACGCCCUGGGCGUGAUCUUGUGUAGCGCCUUCAAUGUGCUCCUCAUGCAUCCCUACAUGCUGGGCAUGUUCCACCUCGGCAUGAAGGCCAGAAUAGCCAUGACAAGUAUGAUAUAUCGAAAGGCCCUGCGUCUGAGUCGAACGGCACUGGGCGACACCACCAUCGGUCAGGUGGUCAAUCUCAUCUCGAACGAUGUGGGCAGGCUGGACGUCUCCGUCAUCCACAUGAAUUAUUUAUGGCUGGGCCCCGUGGAGAUUGCUAUUAUUACAUAUCUCAUGUACCGAGAGAUUGGCAUAUCCGCCUUCUUUGGCGUGGCCGUCAUGUUGCUGUUCAUACCUCUGCAAGCAUAUCUGGGCAAGAAGACCUCGGUUCUCCGGCUGAAGACCGCCCUGCGAACGGAUGAGCGUGUCCGCAUGAUGAACGAAAUCAUUUCUGGCAUCCAGGUGAUCAAGAUGUACGCCUGGGAGAUCCCAUUCAGCAAGAUGAUAAACUACGUACGCACCAAGGAGAUGAACGCCAUCCGGAAUGUGAACUACAUCCGAGGAACGCUGCAGAGUUUCAUCAUGUUUGUGACGAGGAUAUCAGUGUUUGUGAGUCUGGUGGGAUUUGUGCUCCUCGGACAACUGCUGACGGCGGAGAAGGCUUUCGUGAUCACCGCCUACUACAAUAUUUUGCGAAACACCAUGACCGUCUACUUCCCCAUGGGCAUCUCCCAGUUCGCCGAGCUCCUGGUCUCCAUUCGCCGUAUCCAGACCUUCAUGCUGCACGAGGAGACUAAGGUCAGGGACAAGUCGGAUGACCAGGACGAACAAAAGCUGGGAAAAUCGGGUCUUAUUGCCGAUCCUGCUGCAGCCCAAUCCACUGGAAUCCUGAAACCCAACAGUCGUCGUAGUAGUGAGGCAGAGCAUGGCAUUGUCAUAAACAAACUGAAGUCAAGGUGGAACGCCAAGAGCACGGAUUACACGCUGGACAAUGUGUCCCUUAAGUUUAAGCCACGCCAGCUGGUGGCGGUCAUUGGGCCAGUUGGAUCCGGAAAAUCCAGUUUGAUUCAGGCCGUGUUGGGAGAAUUGCCCCCGGAAUCGGGAUCCGUAAAGGUAAAUGGCAGCGUGUCCUACGCGUCCCAGGAACCUUGGCUCUUCACUGGCACCGUGCGUCAGAAUAUUCUCUUUGGACUGCCCAUGGACAAGCAUCGCUACCGUACGGUGGUGAAGAAGUGUGCUCUGGAGCGGGAUUUCGAGCUGCUUCCCUAUGCCGAUAAGACGAUUGUGGGUGAAAGAGGAGCCUCCCUAUCUGGUGGACAGAAAGCACGUAUCAGUUUGGCCAGGGCUGUCUACAGGAAGGCAGACAUCUACCUCUUGGACGAUCCUCUCAGCGCCGUGGACACUCAUGUGGGUCGCCAUCUAUUCGAUCAGUGUAUGCGUGGUUUCCUGCGGGAUGAAAUUGUCCUAUUGGUCACCCAUCAACUGCAAUUCCUAGAGCAGGCCGACGUAAUUGUGAUCAUGGACAAGGGUAAGAUUAGCGCCAUGGGCACCUACGAAUCCAUGAGCAAGACUGGUCUGGACUUUGCCAAGAUGCUUACGGAUCCCAGCAAGAAGGACGAAGGCGCCGGUGAUGCCGCCGAAAAGAAGGCUCUAUCUCGGCAGAACAGCAAGCUGCGUGACAGACAUGGCAGUAUCUCCUCUAUGGAAUCUGCAGCUGAGUCCUUGGCAGCGGAGUCGCCCAUGCAGACGCAGGAGGGUCGCGUGGAGGGACGCAUCGGCAUGAAGCUGUACAAGAAGUACUUUGGAGCCAAUGGCUAUGGACUGUUUAUUGUUUUCGCUUUCUUCUGCAUCGGCGCUCAGGUGCUGGGUUCUGGUGGAGACAUCUUCCUUUCAUAUUGGGUGAACAAAAAUGGCGAAGCUGAGCAAGAAAACAUCAUGGCCCGAUUGCGACGAGCCUUCCCCGAGACCAGACUUAACGCUGACACCGAUCCGAUAGAUAUAUACUACUUUACUGGCAUCAAUGUGUCCGUCAUCAUCUUCUCCCUGGUGCGAAGCAUGCUGUUCUUCUACCUGGCCAUGCGCAGCUCCACGACAUUGCACAACACCAUGUUCCAGGGCGUGACCCGAGCGGCAAUGCAUUUCUUCAACACUAAUCCCUCCGGUCGUAUUCUUAACCGUUUCUCCAAGGAUUUGGGUCAGGUGGACGAGAUCCUGCCCUCGGUUAUGAUGGACGUAAUGCAGAUUUUCCUCGCCAUCGUCGGUAUUGUCGUGGUAUUGUGCAUCGUCAACGUCUGGUAUAUCCUGGCCACCCUCUUCCUGGUGAUUAUAUUCUACGGUCUGCGAGUCUUUUAUCUCAAUACCUCAAGAGAUGUUAAGCGCCUGGAAGCAGUCACACGAUCCCCCAUCUACUCCCACUUGAGUGCGUCUCUGAAUGGCUUGGCCACGAUCCGAGCUUUUGGAGCUCAGAAGGAACUUAUCGCCGAAUUCGACAACUACCAGGACAUGCACAGCUCCGGCUACUACAUGUUCUUGGCCACAAGCCGAGCCUUUGGAUACUGGUUGGAUUGCGUUUGUGUGCUCUACAUCGCGGUGAUCACGCUUAGCUUCUUCCUCUUCACCCCCGAGAAUGGUGGUGAUGUUGGUCUGGCCAUCACCCAGGCUAUGGGCAUGACGGGCAUGGUGCAGUGGGGUAUGCGACAAUCGGCGGAACUGGAGAACACAAUGACGGCAGUAGAACGAGUGGUCGAGUACGAGGAUCUGGAGCCGGAGGGUGACUUUGAGUCCAAGCCGAACAAGAAGCCUCCAAAGGAUUGGCCUGAGGAUGGAAAGAUUGUGUUUGAUGACCUCUCGCUGAAAUACUUCCCCGACAAGGCGGCCGAUUAUGUACUGCGCUCCUUGAACAUUGCCAUCCAGGGCUGUGAGAAGGUGGGCAUCGUGGGACGCACUGGCGCUGGAAAAUCCUCGCUCAUCAACGCUCUAUUCCGUCUGUCCUACAACGAGGGCGCCAUCCUCAUCGACAGGCGGGAUACCAACGAUCUGGGACUUCACGAUCUUCGCAGCAAGAUAUCCAUUAUUCCGCAGGAACCUGUUCUCUUUUCGGGCACGAUGCGUUACAACCUGGAUCCCUUUGAUGAAUACAGUGAUGCCAAGUUGUGGGAGUCCCUGGAGGAGGUGAAGCUCAAGCAAGUGGUGGCCGAUUUGCCCAGCGGAUUGCAAAGCAAAAUAUCCGAAGGUGGCACCAACUUCAGCGUGGGUCAGAGGCAGCUGGUGUGCCUGGCCAGAGCUAUUCUCCGCGAGAAUCGAAUUCUGGUUAUGGACGAGGCCACCGCAAACGUAGACCCCCAAACGGACGCGCUCAUCCAGACGACAAUUAGGAACAAGUUUAAGGAUUGCACAGUGCUCACAAUCGCUCAUCGGCUCCAUACUGUGAUGGACUCGGACAAGGUGCUGGUUAUGGAUGCAGGCAGGGCGGUGGAGUUCGCUUCUCCGUUCGAGCUGCUGACGGUUAGCGAGAAGAAGGUGUUCCAUGCAAUGGUGAAGCAGACAGGAGAUGCCACGUUCGAUGCUCUGCUGAAGGUUGCACAGAAGGCCCAUGAGGAAAACCUGCGGCUGAAGAAGGAUUCUUGACAUUUCGCCGUUCCGAAGGCUUUCAAAGACUACAUACUUAAGAUACUGGAACCAAUUACGAAUCACCCGGCGGCCAAUGCGGGCAUACAGAAGACCUUCCUCUUUGCGGAGGCCUCCAAGCAAAAGUUACUAGGAUAGCAGAACAGCUGCGGCUAAAGAAUUUUUUACAAAUCGUGUACAAAUCAAAUUAAUUGUUAGGCAGAUGUAUAAAACUAGAGAUUCGGUGAGAAAUCAAAACAGCAAGACAAUAAGAAUACGAGAGUAGAAGAAAGUAGGAAGUAAAUGUUUUUAUACCGUCAGGAGAGAAGAAAUCAAAGUGUGCAAUAAUUAAUUUUAGCUGAACUUUAUGCAUUGACCUUCAAAAGGUCGCAUUGCAUUUGUAUUAUGUGUUCCAGUAAUACGACAAUAACAACCUACAAAAAAGAAAAACAAAUCAAAAAUUACAAAAAACAAAACGAAAAACAAAAAAAAAAGAAUUCUAUGAAAUGUUACACCUAGUAUUAAUAUAUAUGUGUGUUUUUUAUAGUAAUUUAUUAAUGUACAGGUUUACAAUAAAUGUAACAGUUCGGUUGGAUCUUUUGUUAACACA